UUGAGCUCUUGAGUUGACAGCAGACAGUAGUCGCAAUGGAUAUCUACAGAAUUAAUAACAGCAACCCAAUGGAUUAUGAUCUAGACGAAAUGGACCCAAAACACAGGAAAAUGUUCCCGUGCCAAGAAGAACGCGUCGACAGUGGAUUGGACUCAUUUAAAUCGGGCGAAUACGCACUUCUCCAGGAGGACUUUCAGAAUUUAAAUGUGGCUGAAACAAGAACAGAAUUUUCUUGUGAACCCUGGAAACAACAACGAUCGGAAGACGGUGACACGUUCCUCCACCUCGCCAUUAUUCACGAAGCAGAAGACCAAGCCAUUCAGAUUAUCAAACAAUGUCACAAGGACCCAUUCUUGAACACACAGAACAACCAAAGACAGACUCCCCUUCAUCUGGCUGUAAUAACAGAACAACAUAAGCUGAUCGAGAGUCUCCUGAAAGCCGGCUGUGAUUCGCGGUUAGUGGACCACGGUGGAAACACAGCUCUACACAUUGCCUGCAAGAAGGGUUCCAUGACUUCUUUCGGCCUUCUCACACAACUGCCACCUGUUGCCCACCUGCGCUCCAUCCUUAACUUCCCAAAUUAUAAUGGACACAACUGCCUCCACCUGGCCUCAAUCCACGGGUUCCUCUCAAUGGUUGAAGUCCUCAUUCAGUUAGGAGCAGAUAUUAACUCCAAAGAACAAUGCAGUGGCCGAACAGCGCUUCACCUUGCUGUGGACCUCCAGAACCUUUCACUUGUGCAUCAGCUGAUUGUUCUGGGAGCCGAUGUCAACAGCCUGACAUACGGGGGAUUCACGCCAUACCACCUGACAUAUGGCAGACAAAAUGGCGAGAUCCGUGAGCAGCUGCACGACAAGACGGCAAAGGACCUCAGAGAACUGCCGAGCGAAUCUGAGGACAGUGAGGACGAGUCCAUGUCAGAGGACGAUAUGUACGAUGACAUUCUGUUUGGAGGACAGUUGUCCAACUGAAACUUCCAUAAGACCAUGACCGCACAGACCAAGACCAAAAAUGAAGCUUCCUGACUGACCCAAGUGUCUGGAGAAAUAUGUGCACAAGGACUCAAAAACCUCAUCUACACUCCACAGAACUUUAACAGUGUAAAUAUUUGGGAAUAGCUGUUAAAUAUUGUAAAUACAGAGAGCACUAUUUUUUUACCUGUAAAUAUAAAUCCAUUGUAACACUAUUGUAAACUAUAUUUUGUACUAUAUGUAUAUGCUGAUAAAUUAAAGAAAAUAAUUGCAUACAAUUUAAA
Messenger RNA from Sardina pilchardus (European sardine), 1258 nucleotides. RefSeq names its product nuclear factor of kappa light polypeptide gene enhancer in B-cells inhibitor, alpha a (gene nfkbiaa). Gene Ontology annotation, cellular component: cytosol. The transcript has 6 exons. Gene Ontology annotation, molecular function: NF-kappaB binding. Gene Ontology annotation, biological process: toll-like receptor 4 signaling pathway; cellular response to tumor necrosis factor. Lineage: Eukaryota; Metazoa; Chordata; Actinopteri; Clupeiformes; Clupeidae. The coding region runs from base 36 to 974 and encodes 312 amino acids. The record is from RefSeq and is a predicted model, not a curated record.